Messenger RNA from Microthlaspi erraticum, 1083 nucleotides. Lineage: Eukaryota; Viridiplantae; Streptophyta; Magnoliopsida; Brassicales; Brassicaceae. The record is from the annotation of a GenBank genome assembly.
AUGGUGAUGGUAGGAGAAGCAUCCAUGAAACUAGACCAGUGCUUUCAGAAGAUGAAGAUGGAAGGAAUCUCGAUCAAAGAGUGGAAAGACAUCCCUGUUGAGCUUCUGAUGAGGAUCCUUUCCCUUGACGAUGAUCGGAAUGUCAUUGUUGCUUCUGGUGUUUGCUGUGGCUGGAGAGAUGCCAUUUCUCUUGGCCUCACUAGUCUCCGUCUCUCUUGGUGCAACAACAACAUGAACAGCUUGGUUCUUUCUCUUGCUCCCAAGUUUGUAAAGCUGCAGAAUUUGAUACUGCGGCAGGACAAACCACAAUUAGAGGACAAUGCAGUGGAGGCCAUAGCAAAUCACUGCCAUGAGGUACAAGAUCUUGAUCUCAGCAAAAGCUUGAAGCUUACCGACCGUUCGCUUAAUGCACUCGCUCAUGGUUGUCCUAACCUCACAAAACUCAACCUUAGCGGAUGCACUUCAUUUAGCGACACUGCUAUUGCGUAUUCGACCAGAUUCUGCAGAGAGCUCAAAGUUCUGAAUCUUUGCGGAUGUGUCAACGCUGUUUCUGACCAUACCUUGGAGGCUAUUGGGAAUAACUGCAAUCAGUUGCAGUCACUUAACUUGGGAUGGUGUGAGAAUAUCAGUGAUGAUGGAGUUAUGAGUUUAGCUUAUGGGUGUCCAGAGCUCAGGACCUUGGACUUGUGUGGCUGUGUUCUCAUUACAGAUGAGAGUGUGGUGGCUUUAGCAGAUUGGUGUGUCCAUUUGAGGUCGUUGGGGCUAUACUACUGCAGAAACAUAACAGACAGAGCCAUGUACUCGCUAGCCCAAAGCGGUGUAAAGAACAAACCGGGAUUAUGGAAAUCGGUUAAGAAAGGGAAAUGCGAUGAAGAAGGGCUGAGAAGUCUCAACAUCAGCCAAUGCACUGCCCUUACACCUUCAGCGGUUCAAGCAGUUUGCGAUACAUUCCCGGCUCUUCACACGUGUUCGGGAAGGCAUUCGCUUGUCAUGAGCGGUUGUCUGAGCUUAACUUCUGUGCACUGUUCUUGUAUUCUUAAGGCUCAUCGCGCUCACAGUUCGGUUCCUCACCCGGCUCAUUGA